Molecule: messenger RNA, 2425 nt
Organism: Zootoca vivipara (common lizard)
Lineage: Eukaryota; Metazoa; Chordata; Lepidosauria; Squamata; Lacertidae
Source: RefSeq, a predicted model, not a curated record
AAAGCAGUUUCCUGGAGAGCUCUGAACUUGAGCCUUGAAAAGCUUAUAUACUCCAAGCUGCAGAAGUGACCUCUCUCUCUCUCCCCCAGACUUUUUGUCUCUAAACACAAAAGGCAAUGCAACCAGCCGAGAAAUACCUUUUCACAUACAAAGGAUUUUAUUUCCAGCCAGACAUGGCGUCAAUGGAGUACUUAGAAACCCUGGAGGAUUUUGAAAUAAGAGACAGUGAUGUGUUUUUAGUCACUUAUCCAAAGUCAGGCACAAUAUGGACUCAAAAUAUUCUGAGCUUGAUUUAUCAUGAAGGUCAUCGAGAUGGAACCGAAAAAGUCGACUUACUAGACAGGGUUCCGUGGCUGGAGUACAAUAUCCGCAAUAUGGAUUACAUCAGUCGCCCAUCACCUCGCCUCUUUGCUUCCCAUCUACCCUACUAUUUAGCACCCAAGGGAUUAAGGAACAGAAGAGUGAAGGUUGUUUAUGUAGCCAGAAACCCAAAGGAUGUCUUGGUUUCCUAUUACCAUUUUUCCAAAACUUCACUCAAAUUAGAAGAAGUAGAAGAUUUUGGAAUUUUCAUGGAGAGGUUUUUGGCUGGAAAGGUACUUGCAAAUUCAUGGCUGGACCAUGUGGAAGGCUGGUACUCUCACAGGGAUGACUUCGAUAUCCUGUUUCUUACCUAUGAAGAAAUGAAGAAGAAUCUAAGAAGCUGUGUAUUGAAAUUAUGCAACUUCCUGGGAAAGAGACUGACAGAAAAGGAGGUGGAUGCUGUUGUGGAUCAGGCUACAUUUAAUAAAAUGAAAGCAGAUCCCAGGGCAAACUAUGAGUUCUUGCCACCUGGUCUCAUAGACCUCAGCAGAGGACAUUUUCUUCGCAAAGGCACUGUUGGAGACUGGAAGAACACGAUGACAGUCACACAGAAUGAAAGGUUUGACAGCGUUUUUAAGGAGAGAAUGGAAAAGUUGCCCAUCAAGUUCUGCUGGGACAUCAAUGAUGAAUUAUGCGCUGCAAUAUCGAUGUUAAAACGUCACAGCACUCUUGCAAUGAUGGAAGUUCUGCGUUCAGGACACUCGCUCUCUGUGUUAUCUGACAAACUCCUUCUCUUUGACCUUACUGCCUUGGGUGACUCUGCUGGGAGUACGAGGUUCCCGACGGCUUCGCUCACAAGGGUCAUAGGAACAUGCAAGCCCACUCACCACGACAAGGCAAUGCAACCACAUGAGAAACACCUUUUCACAUACAAAGGAUUUUAUUUCCCGGCAGAAUUGGUUUCCUUAGAUUCCCUGGAGGAUUUUGAAAUAAGAGACAGUGAUAUAUUUAUAGUCACUUAUCCAAAGUCAGGAACAGUAUGGACUCAAAAUAUUUUGAGCUUGAUUCUGCAUGAAGGUCAUCGAGAUGGAACUGAACACAUAGACUUACUAGAUAGAGCUCCAUGGCUGGAGGCCAAUGUCCGCAAUAUGGAUUACGUCAAUCGACUGUCACCACGACUCUUUGCUUCCCAUCUGCCCUACUAUUUAGUACCCAAGGGAUUAAGGAACAGAAGAGGAAAAGUUGUUUAUGUGACCAGAAACCCAAAGGACGUCUUGGUUUCCUGUUACCAUUUUUACAAAAUUGCAGUCACAUUUGAUGACGAAGAAGAAGAUUUUGGAAUUUUCAUGGAGAGGUUUUUGGCUGGAAAGGUAGUUGCAAGUUUAUGGCUGGACCAUGUGGAAGGCUGGUACUCUCACAGGGAUGACUUCAAUAUUCUGUUUCUUACCUAUGAAGAAAUGAAGAAGGAUCUAAGAAGCUGUGUAUUGAAACUAUGCAACUUCCUGGGAAAGAGACUGACUGAAAAGGAGGUGGAUGCUGUUGUGGAUCAGGCUACAUUUAAUAAAAUGAAAGCAGAUCCCAGGGCAAACUAUGACUUCUUGCCAGCAAAUUUCAUGGACCACAGCAAAGGACAUUUUCUUCGCAAAGGAACUGUUGGAGACUGGAAGAACACGAUGACAGUUGCACAAAGUGAAAGGUUUGACAGUGUUUUUAAGGAGAGGAUGGAAAAGCUGCCCAUGAAGUUCUGCUGGGACAUGAGUGAUCUAUUAUGAGUUUGCUGAGAGCGUGAAAGUAAAAAAUAAUGAGCAUGGUAUGCAUCUAAUCCAGGCCUAUUUGUAAGAUUUAGCAAAAAAACAAACAAACCACUCUCAUGUGGCUUAAUGGCUUCCUAAUGUUCGAAUAUGUACAUUUUUAAAAAAACAACAACAACACCACAAUAUGUUUUGUCUACUUCUUCUGUUUCUACAUUCCAGCAUGUCCUAAUUUCUGACUUUAUGUGCAAAGGUCAAGGAAUCCCAAACUAACUAUUGGGCUUAGUAACUGUAUUAUAAUUUGGCACUGUUAUAAUGAGGCUAGCAUUGGAUUAUUGUAAUUGAAAAUUAAUAAAAAUUAUUGUGAGUAAAAA